AAGGGCGCUGCGCAUGCGCACUGAGCGCUGGGGGUUGCCGUGGAGACGCGUCGGCCGGGCCGGGCCCGGAGCGCCGCCGCCGCCAUGAGCUCGGGGCCGGAGCCGGAGCUGGGGCCGGGGAUACGGCCGGGGACAGGGACAGGGCCCCCGAUCGUGCCCGGGCCGGGGCUGCCCUUCCUCCCCGGCUGCGCCAUCAAGGACCCCACGAAAACAUCUUUUCAUCGGUGCCAGACACUGGACUUCAAAAAUGGAUAUGCCUUUUUCCGGCUGCCAAGAGAGGGGGUUGGUGGGGACACACUCUUUGCAAAUCAGCUCUCUCAAGAUGAAUUAGAUGAUUUAUGCACCAAGGGAGCCACACUGACCUAUGGGCAAGUCAAGAGGCCUGCACCUUCCCGCUUCACUCCAGCAUUCGUGGCUUAUGACAAAAAGGUUUUGAAGUUUGAUGCCUACUUCAUGGAGGAAGUUGCUAUCUCUGCAGAGGAGCAUUACCGGAUCCGCCAGGUGGGCCUCUAUUACUACCUGGAAGAUGACAGCAUGUGCAUCAUCGAGCCCAAGGUGAAGAACUCGGGUCUGCUCCAAGGCAAACUCAUGAGGCGCCACCGGGUGCCCAAGAAUGAGCACGGGGAUUAUUACCACUGGAAGGAUCUGAACCUGGGCAUCGACCUCACCAUAUACGGCCGCACCUACCGCCUGGUCAACUGCGACUCCUUCACCAAGGUGUUCCUGGAGAGCCAAGGAAUUGUAGUGAACCCCCCAGAGGAGCUGGUUUCGGAUCCUUACACAGAACAGCGUCGGACGCCGAUGCAAAAACGCAUCGUGCCCACAGGUCCCGACCCCUUCAGGCAGUUCCUGACCUAUGACACAAAGGUGCUUCGCUUCUAUGCCAUAUGGGAUGACACCAACUGUGCCUUUGGUGAUCACCAUCCCUGCAUCAUCCAUUACUUCUUGGCAGAUGACACAGUGGAGGUUCGGGAAGUCCACAAGAGAAAUGAUGGGAGAGACCCAUUCCCGGUACUAAUGAAGCGCCAGCGCUUGCCCAAAGUAUUUGUGGACAAGAACAAGAACUUCCCAAGCUGUGUGCUGGAGAUCACUGACCAUGAGGUACAAGAGUGGUACUCACCCAAAGAUUUUGCUAUUGGCAAAACUGUCACCCUCCUUGGACGCACCUUCUUGAUCUAUGAUUGUGACAAGUUCACCCAGGACUUCUAUCGUGAAAAAUAUGGCAUCACAGACUUCCAGCCAGUGGAUGUAAAUAAGAAACCACUUGAAAAAGUUCCACAGGUAAUUCCUCCCUACAAUGGUUUUGGUAUCCCUGAAGACUCUCUCCAGAACUGCCUUAGUCUGUUUCCAAAGCCUCCACGGAAAGAUAUCAUUAAGAUGCUGGAGAACAAUCUCAAGGUCCUGAGGUACCAGGUGGCUCUGGAAUCACCAGUGCCCGAGGACAAAAAUCGUCGUUUCAUCCUCUCUUAUUUCCUCGCCGAUGACACAAUCAGCAUCUAUGAACCUCCAGUCAGAAACUCUGGCAUCCUUGGAGGCAAAUACUUAAAAAGAACCAAAGUCACCAAGCCAGGGUCUACUCCAGAGAAUCCCAUAUACUAUGAGCCCUCUGACUUCACCAUCGGUUCUACAAUUGAAGUGUUUGGCCACAGGUUUAUUAUCACUGAUGCUGAUGAAUAUGUGCUUAAUUACUUGGAGAGAAAUGCAGAGAGUUUCCCUGCAGCAACAGUGCAAUCCAUAAGGGAUCAUUUCCUCCCACGGAAGGUGGUAGUGGAGACUGCCAGCAGUGGCUUUCCCAAGAAGGACCUGGAUGAUUUAAUUGUGGAGGUUCAGAAAGAACUGAAACUCCAAGAGCCCUUCAGCACCAGGGAGUUUCAUGAGGCAUUUCAUCAUUUUGACAAGGAGGGCUCUGGAUUCCUGGAUAAAGCAAGAUUUUUGACUGUCUGUGACAGGUUCAAUGUGCCAACCAGCACCAUUCUUCUUAAAAAGCUGAUUGACUACUGUUCCUGUGAUGAAGACAAGGUAAACUACCGCGACUUCCUUCGAGCCUUCCCUACUGAUCUCUUCCCAGAAGCUGAAGGACAGUGUCAGCAGUUGAAUUCUCAGCUGACUUGAAUAUGUUGUACUUCAAAAAGGAUGCUCUGGUUUUCCCCCCUUGCUCCACUCUCUCCCUCCCCCUUUUACAGACCCAGCUGAUUCCACCCUCAUGUUAACGUUUUUUCCUUCCUAACCUCUCCCUGCCCUUUUGCUACCCCCAAACUCAACCUCGUAACUGCUGGAUGUUGAAAUGAAACUUAGAGGAGAAAAAACAUAAUUCUGAGAACCAAAGUCAGGUUCUUCUGUUGUUUUGUCAACCUUUUAGUGCAGUACUUUAGAGAGCUAAAGGUCUCUGGAGCCUGGAGUGAAAACCACUCCAGGUUUCUCUCGGAUGAGCCUUUCACCUUCAAGUAGUGAAGACUGCCAGUUUGUUAUUAAAAUUGCAAUAAAACUUCAGUUGCUACAAAUGUA
Taeniopygia guttata (zebra finch) is the source of this 2505-nucleotide messenger RNA. RefSeq names its product EF-hand domain containing 1 (gene EFHC1). NCBI's taxonomy places the organism in Eukaryota, Metazoa, Chordata, Aves, Passeriformes, Estrildidae. Gene Ontology annotation, cellular component: mitotic spindle; axoneme. Gene Ontology annotation, biological process: mitotic cytokinesis; cilium-dependent cell motility; mitotic spindle organization. Gene Ontology annotation, molecular function: alpha-tubulin binding; calcium ion binding. The record is from RefSeq and is a predicted model, not a curated record.